AGGCUUAACAACCUUGUUUUUUCUUCUAUAUUUUGCUAUUUUAUGUUCCUUCAUGAUGGAACAAUAGUCUACAACAAAUAUUCUCCUACUUAAUAAGAAAAAGAGUUCUCAUACAUCUACACUUCGAAUACUGAUUAAAAUGAGCCCUCCAAUUAAGUUCAAGUAAAUUAACAUAAUGAAACUUCUAUACUCUUUUUGUUAGCAUAAAAAAGACUACUUUUCGAAAUAGGUGAUUUUCUAGAACGGAUUAAUAAGAAAAUAAUCUUAAUAAAUGUGGAACGGAAUAAAAUAUUGUGUGUGCAGGUGGAAAAAACAUGUUAGUGGUCAACGACACAAAACAAAUACAUAUAUAGUAUUAGUCGCAUGUGAUGUGAAUUACUACAAAAUGAACCAUUUCUUGAAAUUGCCUGAGGGCUGCAUAUCGACAAUCCUUUCAUUGACAACUCCAGCAGAUGCAGCCAGAUCAUCAGUUAUAUGUAAAGGAUUCAAUUCUGCCGCUGAAUCUGAUGUUCUUUGGGAAAGAUUCCUUCAUCAACAUGAAGUAAUCAUCUCAAGGUCAACGUCUCCUCCCAUUUGCACCACCAAGAAAGAGCUUUUCCUUAGGCUCUCGUCUCACUCACAUAUCCUCCUUGAUAGAGGAAAUUUGAGUUUUUCACUUGAUAGAUGGAGUGGAAAAAAGUGUUUCAUGGUGGCUCCAAGGGCACUUAGCAUUGCAUUGGUUGAGAACCCACAGCAUUGGGAAUGGACUACGCGUCCUGAAUCCAGAUUCUCGGAACUCGCAAUUCUUAAAUCUGUACAAUGGUUAGAUAUUCGGGGGAAGAUAGGAACUCAAAUGCUGUCUCUGGGGACAAAAUACGCAGCCUAUCUUGUAUUCAAGCUACUGAAUGAUACAUAUGGCAUUAAAACGUUGAAUGCAAAAGUCAGAAUUGUCAAUCACGCGAAUGAAAACGAAGCUGUAAAACAAGCUACAAACGUGUACAUUCCAAGCAUGUCAAGAUUCUUUGUUAAGAAUAAAACUGAUCCACUGUAUGAAAAGUAUGCAAAGAUAAGAGGUGAUGGAUGGAUGGAAGUACAGUUGGGAGAUUUCUAUAAUAAGGAAGGCGACGACGAAGAAGUAGAAGCACGAUGUAUGGAGAUCGAGCGCCUUCAUAAUAAGAGCGGCCUUAUUGUUGAAGGAAUUGAGUUUCGCCCUCAACAAUGAACUGUUGUUUUCUUGCUGUAACAACAAUAAUAACAUACCCAGUAUAAUCCUACAAGUGGGAUCAAGGAAGAGUAGUGUGUACGCAGACCAUAUCUCUAUUUUCUGAAGGUAACCAUAGUGGGUUGGAAUAAUUAAUUGAGCUGAACAAUGCGUCAUAAUGUAAUUUGCUUAACUCAACUUUUGGAAGGGGUUAAUUUAAUUCUAUAAUACUAGUAAGGCUUCGUUUA
This is a messenger RNA of Nicotiana attenuata, 1428 nucleotides long. RefSeq names its product putative F-box protein PP2-B12. The record is from RefSeq and is a predicted model, not a curated record. Bases 272 to 1201 code for a protein of 309 amino acids. Lineage: Eukaryota; Viridiplantae; Streptophyta; Magnoliopsida; Solanales; Solanaceae. The transcript is spliced from 3 exons. Gene Ontology annotation, molecular function: protein binding.